This is a messenger RNA of Myxocyprinus asiaticus (Chinese sucker), 4754 nucleotides long. RefSeq names its product phosphatase and actin regulator 3b (gene phactr3b). The transcript is spliced from 15 exons. The record is from RefSeq and is a predicted model, not a curated record. Gene Ontology annotation, biological process: actin cytoskeleton organization. The coding region runs from base 81 to 1721 and encodes 546 amino acids. Lineage: Eukaryota; Metazoa; Chordata; Actinopteri; Cypriniformes; Catostomidae. Gene Ontology annotation, molecular function: actin binding.
ACAGGCGAUGUCUGCAUCUAAAAGGUGACUUAAUCAGGAAGUCCCGCCUUACAGAAGAAAGAAAGUCAUACACACCAAGGAUGGCACGAGGUUUGCUGAUCUCCAUGGCCACAUCAGAUGAAUUAGAGGAUUGCGUUGUGCAGAGAGGAAGAUCUCAAAGUGACCCGAGCAUCCUUACCGACACUCGUGUCGUUUAUAUGAACAGCACAGAUGUGAUGGAUCAGCACAGAACUCUUCACUCUGGUUGUCUGGUGUCAGGGGUUCGCACUCCCCCCAUCCGUCGCAACAGUAAACUAGCCAGCCUGGGUCGCAUCUUCAAGCCCUGGAAGUGGAGGAAAAAGAAAAAUGAAAAACUGAGGCAGGGCUCUACAGUGCUGGAGAGGAAAGUUGCAGCGCGGCAGAGUCGUGAUGAUAUUGUCAGGAAGGGCCUGGCAGAGGCUGGCACGGAGUCUGGCAUUGCCUGCGGGUUGAAUACAGUCAAGCCAGGGACCCCCAUGCAGGAGUACUCAGACAGAGAAGAGAGAGACGACGAGCCCAUGGCACCACUGGCUAGCACCACAGAGGACCUGGGGUCUGAUGAGGACAACACGUCUACAGUGCGAGAUGGUUCAGACUCAGAGGUGAUAGAGACAGCAGGGGAACUUGGCCAAAGUGAGGAUGAGGAUAUGCCGUCUGUCAGAGAUGCAUCGAGCAGAGGGGACUGUGUUGGACCCCCUGAGGCCCCUGAGUUCCACGAGGAGAGAAAGGAGAAGCCGCAGCUCAGACAAGUGCACACUCCCCCUGCUAAACUUCCUGUGAAGUUGUUUACUAGACUGGGAAGUCUGGACAGUACUCACUUUAAUCAGAUCCGGCCGGCUCCAGCCACACUGCCCAGGAACUUUACCCUCCCUAAAGAUGCCCUGAGGGGCAGGAUGUCCACCCCUACCGGAUCCCCCCACUUAGGCAUCAUGCACCCACAGCUGCCCCCUAGUAGCAUCAUAGAGGAACUUCACCGUGCACUGGCAACCAAACACAGACGGGACAGUUUCCACAGUAAGGAGAUCCGCAAUUCACCCAAACGGCGUUCAGACGGACGGCUGUCCCACACUGCCAGCACUGAGAAUGAGCCGAAUGGAGAGGUAGAGAAUGAAAAAGAGGCAGAAGAGAACAAGGAGAACAUGCGUCUGGAUGAAUACUACAGUGAUCAGGAUAGCUGGAAUGAGUCUGUCAUCUCUGGUACACUGCCACGGCGAAUCAGAAAAGAACUGCUGGUGGUAAAGCUGAGAAACAGACCAAGUAAACAGGAACUGGAGGACAGAAACAUCUUCCCUGUGCGCAGUGACCAGGAGCGUCAGGCGAUCCGCCAACAGAUUGAGAUGAAGCUGGCCAAGAGACUGAGUCAGAGACCAGCAGUCGAGGAGUUGGAGAGCCGAAACAUCCUCAAGCAGAGGAAUGACCAGACAGAGCAAGAGGAGAGGAGGGAAAUCAAGCAGAGGUUGAACAGAAAGCUUAACCAGCGGCCGACAGUUGAUGAGUUGCGGGACAGAAAAAUCUUGAUUCGCUUCAGCGACUAUGUGGAAGUGGCCAAAGCUCAGGACUACGACAGGAGAGCAGACAAGCCCUGGACAAGACUGUCUGCGUCAGAUAAGGCAGCGAUACGCAAGGAGCUGAAUGAGUUCAAGAGCAAUGAGAUGGAGGUUCAUGCGUCAAGCAAGCACCUGACAAGGUUCCACCGACCAUAGCAAGGUUUCUUCUGUGAAGAAUUGCUAAUGGUAUCUCUGUGAAGUCAAAAUCCUCAGGAGGCUUCGUCCCGUGCCCUAGUCCAUGGGAACUCCAUGGAGGGCCUGAUAUUUGGGCACUAGUGACCCUUGGAGGCUAUGUCUCUGGCGCUUCAGCCUGAAGCAGCUCCAAACUCCACUCAGUCAAGCUACAUGUCUGUAGAUUAUUGAACCUUUAUACUUUUUCAAGGGAAUCUUGAGGAAUGGUGGAACACAUAACAAAAAACAAAACAAAACAAAAAAAAAACAUAAAAAAAGUGACUUUUUCUAAUUAGACUGUUUUUGAAUGGUCGCCUUUUGAUGCCAAUCAGGGAGGGAGGGGUCAAGCAUGUGACUCAUUUGAACCUUUUUCCUACACCAGUUUGGUGCUGUAGUGACAUCCUAAACCGUUUCUGGGCUCCUCCUACUAAAACUUGAGUUUCAUUUCAGCUGUAUAGAUGUUAGUCUGAGGAAUAGAAAUCAUGUCUUACAUUUGCAAGGACUAUUUAUUGUCUGUACAGUACAAGCUUUGGAUUUUUUAAAGAUACAACAAUGUCUGUCUUCUUUUCUGAAUGAACGAAUUAAUGGAUGGAUGGAUGAUAGAUCCUCUUUGGGUACCAUAUAUAUACAGUGGCCCCAAAGUAUUUGGACACUUAAGCCUCACUUAAAAAUCUAUGAAUGUCUUUUCAUUAUAUAACAAAAUAUCAAACCAAUAAUUUUUUUGAAAGAGCACCUAUUAUGGUUUUUCAAAUAUUACCUUUCAUGUAGUGUGUUAUAUAGCUGUUUGUGAAUGUAAAAAAGUGCAAGACAAAUGGAGUUAUUGACUCCCAAAAGAAAGAACCGAUUCUGAACACCUGAAACGAGUCGUUAGUAAUUCCAGACUUACUUCCUGUACUAACCCAAGUAAUUUGGUAACAAAAAACCCACCUCUGGUUUUCAUUGGCUGCUUGCGAACAGCUUUGACCCGCCCUCAAACACAACACUAAGUGGUAGACCAAUCACAACAGACUGGGACAUCUGACCAAUCAGAGCAGAGUAGGCUCUCUGAAAGGAGGAGUUUAGAAUGUAUCCUUUAGAAUGGAUCAUUGAAUGAGUCGUUUUUGACACUGGGAAAAAAAGGUAAUGCUGCAAUUUAAAUUAUGAGCAAAUUAAAGAGUUUUUUGAUCUUGGAUGCAUGUAAAUCUAUUGUAUGAGACCUUUAAAACAAAAUUAGGCACGUUUAAAAACCAUAAUAGGUGCUCUUUAAAGAAAUAUAGCACAAACUCAAUUUUCAAGCAAAAUCUUUAUAAAACAAUAGAUAAACUGUUCAAAAUUAAGAGAAAAGUUAUUUGGACACUUUCUGAUCAAACGUUCGUGGAACAUGUUGCAUAUUAAAAUUUGCUGAUCUACAGGACACCUGUGGUUGCUUGGCUAGGACACCUGUGUGAACUUGAGGGGAACUGACUUCAUACAGCUACUAAAAUUACCUUAAAAGUUACAGCUUAAAGGUAAAAGUGAAAAAAUAGCAGAAAGGUGAAAACCUUUACAAAAUUCGAGAGUUCUGGCAAACUUGCCACAAACUUGCAGCAAAUUCGGCUCACAUUAUUUCACAAUCAAAUGAGCUUUGAGGCAAGCUCUUCAUUGUCGCCAAAGGUUUGCUGCAAACUUCUGGCAAACAUUUACAGGGAAUCGCAAGCUCAUUUGCAUGUGAAAAUAUUGAGUGGGAAAUUUGCGGCAAGCUUGUCAGAACUUCAGAUUUUUUGUUAGGGAAAGCAUCGUUUGUUUGCAAAUGCCGCAUAGUUUGAUAUUUUGUUAUCUAAUGCAAUAACAGUAAUAGGACUUGGAAAUGUCCAAAAGGGUCCAAAAACUUUAACUGGCAACUUUUAAUUGAACCAAACCUACUGAUAACCCUUAUUUUGACAGCUGAUGUCUCUUCUGUUGAAGUCGUGUCCUCAGGAGGGAAUUAGAUUAGAUUUCUUUCAUGUCUUUUUGCAGUAGCAUGUACAAUAAAUAUGUACAAUAGAGUCAAGUCUUACAUAAGCUGUCGGGUAGUUUCACCGUCCUUGAAGAAAACACAAGAACAUAUUGUGGCAGGGCGGAGGGCGGGACCGGGCCGUGAUGCUGCACAUCCAGCCCCUAAUCAGGCUGAUCAAGCCCAAGAGGGAUAAAGGCGACCGAUGGCGGCAGUUCUAGAGAAAGAGAACUACAGGCAGCUGCCCUGUAUGUGUUUAUGUUUGUGUCUUUUUGUUUGAUUAAAUAUUAUUUAUAUUGUUAAGCCGGUUCUCGCCGCCUCCUUUCCACUGAACUCUGUUACACACAUUAUUUCCAUUCACGCACAUCUCACCAAGCUCUGAGGAGCAAUGACAGUCUUUAUUUGUACAUUUAUUUCUCAAGUGCUCAAUUUAUUUGUGAAUAAUCAAAGAUUAAAUGUUUGGCCUUAUUCAAUUAAAGUUGCAUUUUAAGAAGUUCUAGUUUGUUUUUGUUUUUCCCCCUGUCAUGGCAUGAGAGUACCUGUUGUAGGCGGCCCAACAGAAAGCAGGUCAGUGCUUUCUGAGCUGGUUGGUUUGGUUCAUGGCUUAGAACACUUUAUAAAGGAUUUUAUGGCAUCCCUAUGGAAGAAAUGAAUGGGAAAUUACUUCCAGAACUAAGACCGCUGAAGAAGUGGGCGGGCACUGUUACCUCCAUUAAGAUUAUUUUGGAGACAAUUCACACAGACACACAAACACUUUUCAGUGCUAUUUCCUUUGCAAAGUGGGAGGUGUAAUUUUACACAAUGGCAAUAUCAAGACUCCUAGAAUUAUCAUUUCCAAUAGUGAAUCAUGCCGUGCACUGAGAACAACUAGCACUUCAUAUUAAGACAUCUUAAAAUUGAAAGGUUCCAUUUUUUAAUUAGUGAAUGCAUUAAGUAUGAUUAAUUAACAAGGAACUAUGUAUUUUUACAACAUUUAUUAAUCUUUGCAAAUGUUAGUUUUUUUUUAUCUAAUUUUUUUAAAUUGUUAGUUCAUAAUGUAUUAACUGUUACCAUAUACAACUUCUAAU